Messenger RNA from Owenia fusiformis, 5506 nucleotides. The record is from the annotation of a GenBank genome assembly. Lineage: Eukaryota; Metazoa; Annelida; Polychaeta; Sabellida; Oweniidae.
AGGAGGUAUGCAGGUGUCAGUAUUUUUGCAGAAUUUCAUUUUUUGGCAUUUUCCAACUGAUCUAUAGAUAAGAGUGUUGCCAGAGAUGAUGAUGAAGAAGAGGAUGUGUUUGAGUCUGCAACCACCAAUAGCUCUGGUGAUUGUUCAUUUGAGUCUGCGACUGAUGAUCCAAGCUUUAAUCUUGCAGAACAGACAGUUGAGGACCAGGUGAAAGUAUCUCUAUGGCAACAUCUUGACAGUUUCAUAGCAACACUCUAUGACAACAACAAUGACAUACACAAUCUCCUAAUUGCUGAGAUACAGAAAUCCUGGAAAAAUAGUCAAGCUGCACCUGUUGAAGAUAACCCUAAAGAGACUGACUCAAGUUCUACAAUUGAUGAAUAUGUGUGCAACUUUGUUCUACCUGCUCUGAGGUUAUUGCAGGACAUUAAGACACAGGUGAGACAAAGACACCCUAAGGCACCCAAAGGUUGGCCCCUAUAUAGAGACAAACAUCUAUUGAUUCACCUGGCCCAGGUUGACCAAUCACUCAUUAAGGAAGGAGACAUCUAUCUGUGUGUACGAGAAACAGGCUCGGGAUGUGUGCAAUUAGUUCUUCAGUCAUGUCAACGAAACAAAACAAAAUUGGAUCAGACUUCAAGUUUUUCAAACAAGAAAGGUAAUAUAAAAGGAAUACACAAGAUACGGAGUGCUUUUACUGAAAUCACUCACACUAUUGGUGCCUCUAUUAGUGCCAAAACAAAGGGUACCAAUUUUAAAGGUACUACUAAUACAGUUGCCAUAGCAACCAGUGGAUUUAAUGAAAAGCUCUUUAUAAAGGAGGUUAUUAUUCGACCAUUGGAUUAUUUCAGUAUCUUCACCAUGGAUUGGAUAACACAAUUACAGGGGAAAAAUGACCUAGAAUUCUUCACGCUUAUGAAGCAUUAUCUAGUUGUUACUGAGCAAGGGGUAGAGCAAUCCCCCUUGAAUGAUAUUACCAUAGAGUGUCGUAACUAUGGUAAAGGUUACCUUGGUAACCAGUUGAUUGCUCCAGGUUGCCAUGGCAACACAAAGGAGGUGAUUACAAAUGGAUAUGAAUCACUACAGAGGAAACCUAAAGUGAAGCUGGAAACACAUGAUUACCAUAGCAAUGAUGAUGAUUAUGUUGAAGGCAGUUUCUAUAGCAACAUCUAUGCAGAGUUCAAUGUUGACGAAGGAGACGAGGGUGAUGUAGCGCCAUCUAGACGUAGUACACCUAGCGACCACUCUGGGAGCCAAACAUUCAUGUUGCCACGACGACUGGCAGAGGUGGAUUCUGGGAUACUAUAUUCCGGAGCUGCUGUACUUCCAGGAUCUAGGGACAAACAAGGUGGCGCUGUUGUAGUUAUAUAUACAAAAGAAACAAUAUGGCGGAGUCCUGAUUUCACGAGUGAGGACCUCGGUCAACUGCUGCUUUAUUACCAGACAGUGCCAAGAAGUGAUGUAGGUGUCCAUGGGUUGACCAUCCUUGUGAAUGCCAUUGGGAUAACAAUUCAAGUUUUGAACAAUCUCCUAGAAGCUCUUUACUAUGUCCAGGGCCACAACCCCGGUGCUAUCUCCAUCGUGCAUGUGCUUACAGACAAGAAGGCACAGUCAUUGCUCUUCAAGUCUCCCGUCUUCAAACCACAAGUUAACCUCAAGAUUGACCUGCUGACAUCUAUUGACAAAUUGUACAGGUUUGUCUCCAAGUCUCAACUUCCCCCAGAGAUGGGAGGUCAGUUCAGCCACAACCACAAUGAAUGGGUCACGUUUAGAAUGAGACUGGAGCCAUUUCUGGAGAAUUGUCGUAGCGUUGCACGAUUUCUAGUCCAUGUGAUGCAGUCGAUUACAUCAGACAACUCCCUUCCAAUGACAACAGAAGAGGCACAGACCAUGCUAGAACGUCACAUGAAAUAUGUCAAGACUAGUUUGGAACAUCCCCAGUUGGUGGCGCUGCAGUCAGAAGGUGACGAUCUCCUAAAGUACACAGAGUUCGACAUCUCUCUCACCAAGACUGAGGAUUUCAAAGAUGCCAUAAAUAAUGCCAAGAGUAUGUACAAAGAAGUCCAGGAUACCAUGUACAAGCUAGUGAAAUUGGCGGAUAAGAGACGGGAUAGACUCGAUCUUUGUCUUUCGCUACGGGAAUUUGAGGAACACUCGAGCCAGGUGUUGUCAUGGUUAUGUAAUGAAGGAGAAGAGAUCCUUGCCAAACACGGAGUGGUCUCUGACAACCUAAAGGGUAUAAAACAUCAACAGAGAGAGUUUGACAAACUUUACUUCUCAGCAAUGACACAUAUAGAAAAAGCGAGCGAUCUUUUGGAAGAAGCCAGUAUGUUGUCCCAAUCGGGAAACCUGGACGAGGCAUCAGGAUUAAAAGAUGUUGCUAAGACGCUAAAGACGCACAUGAACGACUUCACAAAUCGUUUGGAAGGAACUCGAGAAAAAAUUGACGACACUGCAAAAUGUUAUUGCCUAUUAGAUAAGUCGUAUGAAUGGGCGUUGGAUACUAUGAAAUACAUGUCGCGUAUGAAGAUGGAAUCAUGUACUACAACAGAAGAAAUGGACAAAAUGCUACAGAAUAUAGACUUUUAUACCCAACAACAUCCCCCUGUUAGCCCUGAGGACUUCUCAUCACUCAUUGAUCUCUCACACAAAACAAACAACGAAAAGUUGCAAGAACAAUGUCGACUUGCAAAAAGUCGUUGUGAGGAUACUGAUAAAUUGUUAAAAUUACGAAGAGUAACUCUAGAAAAAGCUAAGGAUAAGCUAAUAACGGAGAAUGUGAGCAAACGACGGAGUAUAAGUAGUAUAUCAGAGGAAAGUGUUUCUUCCGAUUUUAUGUCUCAACUUGCCAGAGAUCAGUGUAGUGUGUCACCACGUGUGACGCGACGUCACAAUGUAAACACUAAUAAGGAAAAUAGGAGGAGUUUAGAUCUUAGAGACCAUAAUAAUAGAAGAUCGUUAGAUCUUCGGGUUGUGCCCUGUGUGGGUACUCCACCCUCAACAGUGACUUUUGACCCCGAUCAUCGGAGACGAUCUUUUGCUGGCACCGCCUCUAGUCCAACAUAUAGCCCUGCGGCGCAAGCCUUUAAGGACAAAGAUCAAGGAUAUUAUGAAGAAAAUCUUGUAGGUGGUGCCAUCACAGAGGAUCUCUCUCAUCGUAUAGUCACGUCCAUUCCCAAAACAUUAUCAGACUCUAAUUCUAAGCUACGAGCCUCAAAUGAAAGUCUACGAGGCUCGACUGAAAAUCUCACGGACCAAAAUAAAAAUAUUUCUCACUCUCAUGUGCAUUUACGGAGUGAAUCAGAACAGAUAAAUAGUGCCUCUCAAAAAUCUCGUCUUCCGCAGCCUCCACGGGUAUUUCGCAAGUCAUAUAGUAGUGGAGUUAUGGACCCUGUAGUCAUUGAGGCUGCUCAAAGGGAGGUCAGAAGUCAGGAUAAUCAACAGAAUAGUUUAGCUAGUCGAAGGCAAGGUGUGCGAACCUGGAGCUUGGUUACUGGGAGUACAGAGAGUUUGCCAAGUCUAACUGAAGAGGAUGAAACUGCAGGUGACACCCUUCCUCGCAACAAAAACAAAACAAACAAUCAACGCGAACAAGAACAGCAUCCGGAACAUCAGGACGUCAUCGACAGACGUAAAGCAUUCUGCGCUUGGUCCCCAGUGCCUGUUAACUCUCAUUUGGUACGUCAGAACCGACCAACUUUGACCCAUAGUGCCUCAAUGGCUGACCUCAGGCUCACUGAUGAUGAGAUUAAAAGGAGAAGAACUCUUUCGUUAAUAAUGCGUGAAAUGAUCCAGACUGAGCAAGAUUAUGUGAGAUCCUUACAGUUUGUCAUUGAUAACUACAUCCCAGAGUUGGCCAGAGAGGAUGUCCCCCAGGCUCUAAGAGGGAAACGCAAUGUGAUAUUUGGUAAUAUUGAAAAACUGUAUCAGUUCCACGCUCAUUAUUUCCUGCAUGAGAUCCAGAACUGUGAACACAACCCAUUCGCUGUUUGCCACAGCUUUCUAGAACAUGAGCAUGAGUUCUACAUGUAUGCCAUGUACAACAAGAACAAACCAAAGUCAGACAACCUCAUGGAGGAGUAUGCCAAAGGAUUAUUUCGGCAAAAACAAAUCGAACUUGGAGAUAAGAUGGACCUUCAGAGCUAUCUCCUCAAACCAGUACAACGCAUGGGCAAAUAUGCGCUUCUCUUGCGACAACUUCUCAAAGAGUGCCCGGAAACAGACCCAGAAUUCUCUGAUUUACGAGCAGCCGAGGAGAUGGUGAAGUAUUUGUUACGUCAUGGGAAUGAUCUUCUCGCCAUGGAUUCGCUAAGAGAAUGUGAUGUGAACCUACAAGAGUAUGGGCGUCUCUUACGGCAGGACCAAUUCCUUGUGUGGCAAGGACGCAAGAAGUCGUUGCGUCGUGUUUUCCUGUUUGAAGAUCUGAUGUUGUUCAGCAAGGCCAAACGUAGCUCAAGUGGCCAUGAUACAUACCAAUAUAGGCAUUCGCUGAAGACAUCUGAUAUUGGUAUUACCGAGUCAUUAGGCGAAGCUGGCCACAAAUUCGAAAUCUGGUUUCGUAGGAGGACAGUAGGAGAGACCUACAUUCUCCAGGCGCCUACAGCAGAAAUUAAAGCUGCAUGGGUCAAAGAUAUUUCGAAGAUACUUUGGCGCCAGGCUAUAAAGAAUAGAGAGCGUCGUCUGACAGAGAUGUCAUCUAUGGGUGUUGGGAGUAAACCUUGUAUAGACCUUAAACCUAGUGCUGACAACAUUAAUGAUAGGAAGUUUGAAGUCAAUUCUACUUCUAAAUGCCGCGUACGUAACUCAAUAGCUGUCCCCUCCUAUGAACACUAUCACAAGGGAAACAAACGACCAAUCUCCGUCAUCUCCCUCAGUAGCACAUCCUCAUCAAGUAGUGGUGGCCAGAACAGCCAAUCAGGAAACAGUCAAUUAGGUCAUGUGACCAGCCCCUCAAGUCAGUAUGCUUGGAGUCUGGAGUCUCAGGACAAUCAGCCAGGUGGAAGAAAGUCAACAUAUACUGUAUAUUCUAAUGAGAGUGGUAUAGUACCAGAUAUGGGAAGUGAUGCCAAUGACUCCUCAGUCAGUAAUAGUAAUUCUGAAACACCAAGUAGUUCUGAGACACCAACUAGUUCCGAGACACCAAGCAAUGAUACACAUAAAGAAUUAAAGAUUAUCUUUCGCCCCAAGAUUCCGUCAAAUACCAAACGCAGUCAUAGACGAGCAUCAAGUGAUGCGAUCAUGAUUACAAAUAAACCCCACGCUGACCCAAUGCCCGAUAGAGUUUUGGUCACCGAUGUAUGAUGAUCAAACAAGUAAACUAUCAACACCACUGCCAUCUUUCAAUGAAGAGAAAGUUCAAGUCAUCAUAGUAAUAUCACUCCUGCAGUAUAUGUAUUGCAUAUUGAGGGAUGAAUUAUAACUCAGUCGCUUCCACUCAGUUUGGAUACUCCGAGUAUAUAUGGAUACUACUUCAGUGGAUAUGGAUAUAUGGAUUGUCCAUUACUUA